Molecule: messenger RNA, 840 nt
Organism: Laccaria bicolor S238N-H82
Lineage: Eukaryota; Fungi; Basidiomycota; Agaricomycetes; Agaricales; Hydnangiaceae
Exons: 7
Coding region: 1-840 (279 amino acids)
Source: RefSeq, a predicted model, not a curated record
AUGCCUUCUGCUCUGCAAAAUGCAUACAAAGAACUUGACGAUGCGAACCACAUCAUUGACAUGCUCAGACUGGAGCUUGCAAAUGCAAAGGUCAAGAAGAGCCAUAAAGGAUCCAAAUUGGAUGUACUGGAAGAACUCUUGGCAGCGGAUCAACAGAUCGCCAAGCUUGCCCAGAUCUAUCUCCUCUUCCAUCAACCAUGGGUUCACGCUGACAACUUUCACCAACCAAAGCCUUCAUUCAAUUUCAACAGCAGUGAACGAUACUCAACUAAGGGCAACAUCACAUUAGGUGCUAGUGCGGAGUUGUAUGAGUGUGUUCUGGAGCGCCUCCAUGACUACAUGCGAAGUCACAGUGACUUUGGCGUUAAGUUUACAAAAGAGCUUUCAUCCAGCCGCUCUAGCAUGAUUGAUCACCUGCGGAAGAAUGCCACAUCAAUCUUUGGCAAUCCGACCAUCAAGAAUUUCCUUGGCUACAAUGCAAGUGGCAUGACGGUUGGUGCACAGUACCCCAAAUUACUGCCAUUCUUCUUUCAGGAUGGAAGUGUUGCCAAUCAGACAUGUUUGUUUCGAAGCAAGUACUUACUCAAGUUAGCUCUCUUGAUCAUUUAUGGUCCAACUGUAGCACUUGGUAGCGUCCUUCCAGUAUUUUGGUCGAACAGCCCUUAUGCCUCCCAACUAGGUGACAACAAAGCAGAAGUGUUUGGAGAGCCAGAAACAGUGACAGGUGUUGGGAAGAGGAAGAAAGAGAGGUGCCUGAAAUAUUUGCUAAUGCAGGAAGAGGGGAGGGAGUGGGGAGGUGGUGUUCAAGAAGGGAAAGGAAGGGGGUCUGAUAGAGGGUGA